CUUCCAUAUCCCGUGCACAUUUUAUAAUCAUGUCUGCUGAGUGUGUAUCUCCGGCUCUGUUCUUCUCCGCCCUGCUGUGUGUGUUGGUUGUCCCGCCCGGGGUACUGACCACCCCGCUGGACGACUACGUCAACAAGCCGGACCCGCACUACUCCUACCACGAGGUGUUGGAAUGGCGUCUGAAGGGUCCCGGCUACACCAUGUACCUCCUCAACAUGACCUCACAACAAUGGCUAACAGAGAAGGACGUCAACCGUCCGAUCUGGUGGCACUUCCUAACCGUGGUCAUCCCAGACAACAUCACCUAUCCUGACGCUGGGUUUUUGUUUAUAGACGGAGAUAACAAUGACCACCCAGAAAGCCUCCCCUCUCAUGGUGACAACUUCGUCUCUCUCGUCCACAUGUUUGCAGUAGGAACAGGAAGCGUCGCUGCAAAUUUGAAGCAGGUGCCGAACGGACAUCUGGUGUUCAAGAAAGAUCCACUCCAAAAGCGACUGUCAGAAGACGCUCUUAUCGCGUACACGGAGAGACAUUUCUUAGACAACCCAGAGGACCCGGAAUUCAUCGUCAACAUGCCGAUGGUUAAGGCGUCUGUGCGGGCAAUGGACGCUGUGCAGGAUUUUGUGAAGAAUAUGACCGGGACACAACCGGAAAAAUUCAUGGUGGGAGGGGCCUCAAAGCGUGGUUGGACUACAUGGGCUACUGCUGCGGUAGACAAGAGAGUGUUUGCCAUAACUCCUAUCGUUUUCGACCUGCUAAAUGUACAGAAGACACUUCACCACUACUACAGAGUGUUGGGCGGCUGGUCCUUCGCCUUUAAAGACUACUACUUCUACAACCUCAGUGCCAGUCUUGACGAUCCAAAUUACGAGAAACUGCAGACCGUUAUAGACAUACUUGAAUACAAGGAUCGUCUGACGAUGCCCAAGUACCAUAUCGGCACGGGAGGGGACGAGUUCUUCAUGCCGGAUGAUUCUUACUUCUACUGGGACCAGUUGGAAGGAGAAAAAUACAAAAGAUUGAUACCGAAUGCAGACCACCUUUGUGUUGGCCAUGAGAUCAGCAUUUUGUUUGGAAUGCGAUCAUUCUUCCUCAGCCUUAUGGAGGACUCUCCGCGACCGAAACUUACCUGGACACGAGAAACAGGUCCGAGAAGCGGAAGGAUAACUCUGCAGACUGACAUGGAACCUAUGAUCAUCCGUUCUUUCCACGCUCGGACGCCUGAUGCAGUAAGACGUGACUUCCGUUUCGUGAAAGAACUCCCUGAUCACCAGUACGCGCCACACCCUGUGGUCUGGCUGCCAGAGGACGUGCAAGAUAUGGGAAACGGGACGUACGUUGCAGAGUUCGACAUCCCCCCUUUUGGUUGGCUGGCAUUCUUUAUCCAGGCCACGUUCCCGGCUCCCCAUGGAACUGCUCUGGAGUUCACCACCGAGGUGCACAUCAUCCCGGAAACAUUCCCCUUCCCAGACUGCACCGGGGCCGCCUGCAGGGGGACUCUUGUUUAAAUUCGUCAGACAGAUUUAUCUGUGUCUGAAAGUGUUUCAAGUACAAGU
Branchiostoma belcheri (Belcher's lancelet) is the source of this 1556-nucleotide messenger RNA. RefSeq names its product autocrine proliferation repressor protein A-like. NCBI's taxonomy places the organism in Eukaryota, Metazoa, Chordata, Leptocardii, Amphioxiformes, Branchiostomatidae. The record is from RefSeq and is a predicted model, not a curated record. The transcript has 15 exons. Bases 30 to 1508 code for a protein of 492 amino acids.